CUCCCCGCGCCUCCUCCCGCCGCCACUCCGGCGGCUCCUCCGAGCAGCGCCGCGGCUCCGGCUGCCGGGGCCGCCGGUGCGGGGGAUGCGGGGCGGGCGGCGGCGGCUCGGCGGCCCCGGGGGGGGCAGGUGAAGCCCGCGGAAGGAUGCCCGGCGUCGCCGCGAUCCUCCUCCUGCUGCAGCUCCUGCCCAAGGCGGAGGGACAGGGCUUCGCAGGUGGAUGUUCAUUUGAUGAGCACUAUAGUAAUUGUGGUUAUAGUGUGGCCUUGGGAACCAAUGGAUUUACCUGGGAGCAGAUCAAUACCUGGGAAAAGCCAACAAUGGAUCCUGCUGUCCCAACUGGCUCCUUCAUGAUGGUGAACAGCUCUGGGCGGGCAUCUGGGCAGAAAGCUCACUUGCUUCUGCCCACAUUGAAGGAAAAUGACACACAUUGCAUCGACUUCCACUAUUACUUAUCCAGCAGAGACCGUUCGAGUCCUGGCUCUCUGAAUGUCUACGUGAAAGUGAACGGAGGACCACAGGGCAAUCCCAUAUGGAAUGUCUCGGGGGUUGUUACCGAAGGAUGGGUGAAGGCAGAACUUGCCAUCAGUACAUUCUGGCCACAUUUUUAUCAGGUGAUAUUUGAAUCUGUCUCUCUGAAAGGACAUCCAGGGUACAUAGCUGUGGAUGAAGUCAGAGUUCUUGCCCAUCCAUGCAGAAAAGCACCGCAUUUCCUUCGGCUUCAGAACGUGGAGGUUAACGUGGGACAGAACGCGACAUUCCAGUGCAUUGCUGGGGGGAAGUGGUCGCAGCAUGACAAACUCUGGCUCCAGCAGUGGAAUGGACGGGACACAGCAUUAAUGGUCACUCGAGUUGUCAACCACAGACGUUUUUCUGCUACUGUCAGUGUUGCUGACACCUCUCAACGCAGUAUCAGCAAGUACCGAUGUGUCAUUCGUUCAGAUGGUGGAUCUGGAGUUUCCAAUUAUGCAGAAUUAAUAGUGAAAGAACCCCCAACUCCUAUUGCCCCUCCUGAGCUGCUGGCAGUCGGAGCCACCUACCUGUGGAUCAAACCCAACGCCAACUCCAUCAUUGGAGAUGGGCCCAUCAUACUGAAAGAGGUGGAAUAUCGGACAACCACUGGGAACUGGGCAGAAACACACAUUGUAGAUUCCCCUAAUUACAAACUGUGGCAUUUGGACCCUGAUGUGGAGUAUGAGAUCAGAGUGCUGCUGACUCGCCCUGGAGAAGGAGGCACAGGACCACCUGGGCCACCACUUACAACAAGGACAAAAUGUGCAGAUCCUGUCCACGGACCACAGAACGUGGAAGUUGUUGACAUCCGUUCCCGGCAGCUGACGUUGCAGUGGGAGCCCUUCGGUUACGCCGUGACCCGGUGCCACAGCUACAAUCUGACAGUCCAGUACCAGUAUGUUUUUAACCAGCAAAAAUUCGAGGCGGAGGAACUCAUCCAGACUUCUUCCCACUACACUUUGCGAGGUCUUCGGCCCUUCAUGACCAUCAGGCUGAGGCUGGCCCUCUCUAACCCAGAGGGCAAAAUGGAGAGUGAGGAGUUAGUUGUGCAGACUGAGGAGGACGUUCCUGGACCUGUUCCCUUGGAAUCCAUCCAGGGAGGACCUUUUGAAGAGAAGAUCUAUGUUCAGUGGAAGCCUCCAAAUGAGACAAAUGGCAUCAUUACACUCUAUGAGAUUACAUACAAGGCCGUUGGGUCUCUGGAUCCCAGUGCUGACCUGUCCAGCCAAAGAGGGAAAGUCUUCAAGCUAAGGAAUGAAACACAUCACCUCUUUGUAGGAUUAUACCCAGGGACUACGUAUUCAUUCACCAUCAAAGCCAGCACAGUCAAGGGCUUUGGGCCACCCAUCACAACACGGAUUGCAACUAAGAUUUCAGCACCAUCGAUGCCAGAAUACGACACUGACUCCCCCUUGAACGAGACUGACACCACCAUCACUGUUAUGCUGAAGCCUGCUCAGUCCCGGGGAGCCCCUGUCAGUGUCUACCAGCUUGUAGUCAAGGAGGAGAAGCUGCAGAAAGCCCGGAGAGCUGCGGACAUCAUUGAAUGCUUCUCUGUCCCUGUCAGCUACAAGAACGCUUCCAGUCUGGACUCCCCGCACUACUUUGCAGCCGAGCUGAAGCCCAUCAACCUGCCCGUCACACAGCCGUUCACAGUGGGCGACAACAAGACCUACAAUGGCUACUGGAAUGCCCCGCUUUCUCCCCUGAAGAGCUACAGCAUAUACUUCCAGGCUCUGAGCAAGGCAAAUGGAGAAACAAAAAUCAACUGUGUCCGGCUGGCAACGAAAGGAGCUUCCACCCAGAAUUCCAAUGCAGUGGAACCCGAAAAGCAAGUCGACAGCACAGUGAAAAUGGCCGGAGUUAUAGCUGGGCUUCUGAUGUUUGUUAUCAUCCUCUUAGGAGCAAUGCUUACCAUCAAGAGAAGGAUAUUUUGUUCAUCUGACUGGCCAUCAAUAUUUAGAAGAAAUGCAUACUCCUACUCCUAUUACUUGCAUUCAAGCCAAUGUUUUAGGGGCCUCUCUGUCUUCUACAGGACCAGGAAGCUAGCCAAGAAGCAGAAGGAGACUCAGACCAGCACACAGAGGGAGAUGGGUCCUGUGGCUACUUCAGACAAGACCUCUACCAAACUCAGUGCUGUUCACAAUGAAGAAGCUUUCUCUUCCAGCUGCCAAGAUGUUAAUGGAUUCAGAUGCCGAGGUGUUGGAGCAUCACCCUCUCCUUGUUCAUUUUCUGUCCAAAGCAAAACCCUUCAGAGCAAAUCUUUGUUGAAUUCCUACUACUCAGUAUCAUCAGACACUGUUCCAUCGACCACGCUGUUAGGUAAGAAGCCAGACAGUAGCCAUGGAGAGAUGACCCAGCCAACCCUGACUAUCCAGACCCACCCGUACCGGAGCUGUGAGCCGGUGGAAAUGUCCUACCCCCGGGGGCAGUUCCAGCCAGCCAUCCGAGUGGCCGACCUGCUGCAGCACAUCACCCAGAUGAAGCGAGGACAGGGCUAUGGAUUUAAAGAGGAGUAUGAGGCACUACCCGAGGGGCAGACGGCAUCCUGGGACACAGCCAAGGAAGACGAAAACCGCAAUAAGAAUAGAUACGGAAACAUAAUCUCCUAUGAUCAUUCAAGGGUGAGAUUGCAACUGCUGGAUGGGGACCCUCACUCUGACUACAUCAACGCCAAUUACAUCGACGGGUACCACCGGCCUCGUCAUUACAUUGCAACUCAAGGGCCGAUGCAAGAGACAGUGAAGGAUUUCUGGAGAAUGAUUUGGCAAGAAAACUCUGCAAGUGUUGUCAUGGUCACCAACUUGGUGGAAGUGGGCAGGGUGAAGUGUGUUCGGUACUGGCCAGAUGACACAGAGGUCUAUGGCGAUAUUAAAGUCACACUAAUUGAGACAGAACCACUGGCAGAGUAUGUCAUACGCACGUUUACUGUACAAAAGAAAGGCUACCAUGAGAUCCGAGAGAUUCGGCAGUUCCACUUCACCAGCUGGCCGGACCACGGGGUUCCUUGCUAUGCCACAGGCCUCUUAGGCUUUGUUCGGCAAGUGAAGUUUCUCAACCCCCCAGAAGCAGGACCUAUUGUUGUGCACUGCAGUGCCGGGGCUGGGAGAACAGGGUGCUUUAUUGCCAUCGACAUCAUGCUUGAUAUGGCAGAGAACGAAGGCGUGGUAGAUAUAUUUAACUGUGUGCGAGAGCUGCGCUCCCAAAGGGUCAAUUUGGUGCAGACAGAGGAGCAGUAUGUAUUCGUCCAUGAUGCCAUUUUGGAGGCAUGUCUCUGCGGCAACACGGCCAUUCCAGUUUGUGAGUUCAGAUCCAUAUAUUACAACAUCAGCAGACUAGAUCCACAGACUAAUUCCAGCCAGAUAAAAGAUGAGUUUCAGACUCUCAAUAUUGUGACACCGCGUGUUCGGCCAGAAGAUUGCAGCAUCGGGCUUCUGCCAAGGAACCAUGACAAGAAUCGCUGCAUGGAUGUGUUGCCCUUGGACCGGUGCCUGCCUUUCCUCAUCUCGGUUGAUGGCGAGUCAAGUAACUACAUCAACGCCGCACUCAUGGAUAGCCACAAGCAACCUGCUGCCUUUAUUGUAACCCAGCACCCUUUGCCCAACACCGUAGCAGACUUCUGGAGGCUGGUGUUUGAUUACAACUGCUCCUCCGUCGUGAUGCUGAAUGAGAUGGAUGCAGCACAGCUCUGCAUGCAGUACUGGCCAGAGAAGACAUCCUGUUGUUAUGGCCCAAUUCAAGUAGAGUUUGUUUCAGCAGACAUCGAUGAAGACAUCAUCAACCGGAUAUUCCGGAUCUGCAACAUGGCUAGGCCCCAAGAUGGAUAUCGCAUAGUUCAGCACUUGCAAUACAUUGGCUGGCCAGCAUACAGGGACACCCCUCCUUCCAAACGCUCCCUCCUGAAGGUGGUCAGAAGGUUGGAGAAGUGGCAGGAGCAGUAUGAUGGGCGAGACGGCCGCACUGUUGUCCACUGCCUGAACGGUGGGGGACGUAGUGGCACCUUCUGUGCCAUCUGCAGUGUGUGUGAGAUGAUUCAACAGCAAAAUAUCAUCGACGUGUUCCACAUAGUGAAAACGUUACGGAAUAACAAGUCCAACAUGGUGGAGUCACUGGAACAGUAUAAAUUUGUAUACGAGGUUGCACUGGAAUACUUGAGUUCCUUUUAGCCCAGCGAAGGGAGGGGAGCCUCCGACAAGGCAGACCCCAACCCCUGGCAGACGCUUCUCCCCUCUCCCACGUUGGAAGGCAGUAACAAGUGUGGGAAGGAAAACCUCUCCUUUCCGGAGCAAGAGACUGAGACUGCACAGACCUCACUGGAAGGAGGAGAUGAUGCCUGUGUUUGCUGCUGCCUGCUUUCUAUUGGAGCAUCUACCGCUUCUUAAAUAACCUAUUGUACAAAUUAGCAAAAUGGGAGACAGACUGAAAGACUGGACUUUCUAAUCCCCUCUGACUUCUCUCCUCUUUGGGAUUGUAUUUUUGCUCUCCUUGCCGCAGAGUGGGGAAAGAAUGAAACCCUUAGGAAAUUCUCUUUUAAAUGUUUCCUUUUUAAGUUAUGUUUUUAUUUUUGAAUCUCAGUCUUUAAUUUUUGAAUUUCUUGCAGCAGUCAUUUGGGAAAAAUGAGAUAGCCAUAGGGGAUCUGUGACAUGUUUCAUUACAAUUUGCCUACCUUACCUGUGUUUGUUUUAUUUUCCAAAUGAAAAGGCCAACACCAAAAACCACUGGAAUUAUAUUUCUGUAUCUGGUUCCUUUUAGCAUGAAAAUAGAUGAUGGAGAUGAGAAGUUGUUCAUGGAGUCACUGCCUCGGCUUCUACGUGUUUCCUCCCAGUUUCUGCUGGACUCCCAAGGCUGUGUGCAUGAACUGGUUACAUCUCUAGUCUGUGUUCAUUUCAGUGCUGGCGAAGCAAUGGCAUUAAUGAGUUUCCCAGCCACUUAAACCCUAAGGUUAAAUAUUUGCAUCAAACAAAUUGCAUUUGUCUUGCAACUUUGGUAACUUUGUUACCAUAUUUUUCAAGUAUUUGCUGGGGUGCAGUGUGUCUUUGAAAAACAGGGUAUAAAGUAGGUGUUAUCGAUCAUAUACUAUGUAUUAUUAUUUUUUUAUUUAUUAUUUGUAUUGCUGUGGAACUUAGGACCCCUAGUCCUGACAGGACCCUGCUGAACUAGGCACUGUGCAAAGAGAGGACAAAGAAGGUUCCUGCUCAAGAACUUAGAAUCUGAAGGUAAUCUUAAAAUUGGGUUUCAUCGAGGUUUCCUCACUGUUUUCAAACUGUUUUACAAUCAGAUGUAGCUGAGUGAUUUAUUCACAUUUCCAGCCCCUGCAAAUUUCAAAAUGGUAACCCAUCCAGGCUGUAGGAAAGGUGAUGUACAUACACAGAAACCUGUUCUGACAUGUGCUCAGAGAAGUCUUCGACCAGCACAGCAACUUUCCAUCUUAAGCAACACAGCUUUUGUUUUGUUCUGCAGAAAUGCCUGUGCAGCUCUACUUCUUUGAAACAAACAUCAGAUGUGUUUUGCCAUGGUUCUGGAUCUCAUUCUGACUUCUUAGAAGCUAAGAAAUUGCUUUUCUAGAAGAAUAUGCUUAAGUAGUUAAUCACUAAGGUCUGCAGGAUAAUCUUGGAGAAUUUGAAAUGAACAAGGACUGCAAUAUUCAGUAUUUCAAUUUAGCUGUUUAUUUAUCUUGAGGGUGCAGGGAUACGGGGUUGCUCUGUGUGUAAAUUAGAUUCUGGGAGAUGCAGGCUUCUUCAAAUACAGACUUGUUAAAAGCUAGACUGAAUGUAAGAGUUUAAGGAAAACUCCUCUUUCUUACCACUUUGUAGUUUUCUACCCCCAAGUAAACACUCAGAGACUGUGCUGGGAACUCUGUUGUGUUACUGCCUGGCACAGAGAAUGCCAGAAGCUCAAAAAAAUUUUACUAAUUCUACAUGUAAAUUGAAAAAGCACCUCUGCUUCAUAGGCAUUCUUUUCUAAAAAAUUAUACCUUUGACUUGACAGUGAAGUAUGAAAAUCAAAUCUGAUAAAAGCCAUUUGACGCAGAUAGACCAGCAUCUAACCAAAAAGUUGUUAUCUCUAUCAGGACCUGCAGCAAUCUUAAGAAAGGAUGCUUGGUAUUUGCAAAUGGAACAGCAAUAAUCCUUCUUCCUGUUAAGCAGAGGAGGGGUUUGCAGAGGAUGCUGAACUGUUUAGCUCAUGUUCUUUCCAAGAAGCUUUGGGUUCUUGGCUUCCUUCAAGUGAAAAUCUUGAAGGUCUUAAAUGUGGUGGGCUACAGCAUCCCUUGAUGUAGCUAGAGAGCCACAAAGUAUUGAUGAGAACCCCCUCACAGGUUCCUCUGCUGUGUUUCAGGUUGGUCUUCUCUGUUGCCUGCAGAAAUCCCCUUUAGUUGAUAUUGGUGCUUCAGGUGAAUGUCUGGUGUUACAGGAAACAAAUUACUUAUUUGAUUUACUUUUUUUUUUUCUUUAAUAUUUUUUUUUCUGCUGAGCUAUGCAAGCAGUUCCGCAAAAUAAUAGAAAAUAGACAAAGCAAAAUUAUGGCAUAAAAAUUAGAAGGAAGGCAAAAUGCAACUGUUUGGAUUCCAGGCAUAAUUGCCGUAACAACAGCUUACAGUAACAGCGUAGGUCAGUAGUUCGGGGCCAGCUGCAAAGAAGAGGAAAGAGGGAAUCUUGAUCCCAGGAUGGGAUUUUUCAACUGCCUAGGUUGAAAGAAGGUAAGGAGAAACUACCAGUGAAAUGCUCAUGACUUCACCAGCUCCAGAAAGCCAGAGAGAAUCACUCCCUGUAGAAGCUUUGGAAAUAUUAAUUAGUAUUUAACAUUCUGUUAAUUUUACGUGGAAACUAGCAUACCUAUUGCUACUGAAAGACUAGUUCAAGCUCUGAGGUUAAUACCCAGGAUAAAGGGAAUAGAGAGGUAGAAGAAAUGGCAAUAUAACCAAAAACUUAAGUGUCAGAGGUGAUUCCAGGCUUAACAAUAGCAUAGAGGAAAGUAGAUUUAAAAGCCAGAAGUAAGCCUAGAGGAGGGAUGUAUGCACGGAGAGAAGCAGGUGUUAGAGGAGCAGAGCAGAAUAGCUCUUGCAGUGAAGUUGUUUAAGGUCUUGAGAUAGGUUUGAACGUAUUUUCAUGGUAUGAAAAACACUAGUACAGGGUCAGUGGCAAGUACCAGCUGAUGUGUUCCAUGUGCUUAUAGCCCUCAGAGAAUGCAAAGUGAUGUUAGCAGUGAAAGAUGUUUAAGCCACACCUUACCUUGUAUUUGCAAGAAACAAGUUUAACGUACAUGUUGUUGGUUUGCACAGCCCAACUGUUAGUCACAACUGAUUACGUGCCAGCUCAGUUCAGUGUUUCUUCUAAUGUUCAGCUGACAAUCAGCGUGGAAGGAUGCUCAGCAAACACUACAGGUGGUUCUGGUUAUGGACCCAAACUGUUACAUCAGCACGCAGCUGCAUUGCUUUCAGGGGACUGACCUGGGUCUGUGUUGGCUCAGGGAUUUACACUGUUCUGUGCUACUCAGUGCACAUAUGUUGAAUGUAGAUUAAUGAUGAAGGAAAAGAAAAGAAGGCCACUUUAAAUAACCUUGUUAUCCUGAGGUUCUUUAAGCCAUAGAGAAUAGCCGGUAGCAAAAUAGGUAACGUGUUUGAAGCAAGAUCACGGACAUUGGGUUUGUUUUCACUGGGAAAGAGAAAUGAUGAGGUAAAGGAGGCUUUCUCACUCCUGAAAGGGUUAACAGGGACAAGAAAGGGUUUGUCAGGGACAAACUUUCCAACCAAAGUAUUACUUGCUGUGGCUGGGGAGCAGUAAUAUAAGGUAGAAAAGGUGAAUUCCUCAAUGACUGAAUUUUAGGCUGGGAAAAUAUGAUUUUGACAAUAUCUGAAUGGUGAUAAGGAAAACAUUUAUUCCCAUUCCAACAUCCUGGCAGGGUUGGGUGAGAAUUGUUUAUUGAUAGCAUAGUAUGGAUCUGAAGUGUAAUCUGAAAUUCAGGGAACGGGAAAUAAGUCAAGAAGGCUGGAGGUAUGGGGACUAUAUCUUACACAGGGUAACUAACAUCUUAAAUUGUUAUGGGAUAUAACUGAAGCAAGAGAUAUUGAGGCUGGCUGCUGGAGAAGGGAGACCCUGAGUUGUUGCAGAAAAGAGACAGAGAGACUAAACACCCUGCAAGGUACAGUAGGUCUUGAAAAUCUUUUUUAUUAUUAUUAUUAUUUUUUUUUUUUUCAAAAUUAAGAUCUCUGCAGGAGCUGCAUCCUUUGCUGGCACCUCCCCACCCCCAGACUCCCAAAAAAGGCUGUAAAGAAAAAGGUGUUUGAGGACCUGUAAGUAGACCUGAGGUACUUGUUUAUUAAUGUGAAGAAAACAGACCAUGGAUGGGAGCGUAGUGUCCGUGUGAAGGUGACUGAAACUGGACUACUAGUGGCAAACAAGCAGAUGGGGAUUUGGUGGGCUUAGGUCUGCGGAUUGAAAUAACUGGUAUUCUCUGAUCCAGGAAGUCUGUGGUUCGUAGGAGACAUUUCAGUUCAUGACUUUCAGUUCAUGACAAAUUUUUUAGCCAAGUUGCAGAGUUCUGUCUGCUUUUGUCAUGCUUAGCUCCAACACUGGUUGGUCCUACUAAAUUUAUUCACAUUUCAGCCAGUUGUGUGAGCUAGCGUUGUCCAUUUUAGUCCACAGGCAACAGGCGUCUAGAAGGAAAGAUUUUCAGAAACAUGGAAAAGCCAUAGACUUUGUCACCCCCCCCUCCCCUCCCCCCAGAUCAAGCCGCGGUUCCUGUACUCCAUCUUUCCUGCUCAGUGCCAGCCCACACGCCCAGAAAGUAGACAGAUAUUUUGGGAAAUGCUGCGACCCCUAAUCAGUCUGGUCCAUGUAACUGUGUAGGGCAAAGGAGGGAAUCCCAAAGUGUAGCUUCUGGGCAGAGAUACAUGGAUUUGUGUGUCAGUAGGUUUCUACCUUUUAUUCUGGAUCUGUAAAUGCCCUGUAAAGAUGUCCAGUGGCAAUAUAGACCCCACAGUAGUAGAUGUAGGCUUGUAGAUAUUAGACUUGUUUUUCCACUUACUUUUCACAGGUCCUAUAGAAUUAGGUUAGAAUUAGGCCCACAGGCCAGUCAUCGUGGGUCACUGCUUGUGAGUCCUGUAAAGGCAGAGAAAGGAGAGAGGCCAAUGCCUGCAGCAGGUGGCUCCGAAGGCAUUUCAACCAGUUGCUAUCUGGAAGAGGGGGAAAGGAAAAGCAAUCUCCUUUGGAGAAUGACAAACAUUGGAGGUAAAGGAAGAUUACACGGAGUCCUGAAACAGGUAGGAAACUUCACUUUGUUCUCCCUCUCAUUCUCUCAGGGGUUUACUUAUGUCAUUCCUGCUUUUGUGAGUUCAUGCCAAGAUCAUAAAAAAAACAGGUGGUAGCACAUUCCACCUUGUGGAGCUCUCUAGAGAUGGAGCAGUCAGUGUAACAGAGGGAAUAAAUCCUGAGGGACAGAGAUAAAAGGUGAUUUUCUUGAGAGGAAUCUUCAAGUACGACGUGCCCCUAUCUGUCACACUCGCAGGGUUCUUUGAAAGUCAUCACAGAGCCGUCCACAAUCCUGGCAUAUUCCUGCAUGUGCAAUACAGUGCAAAUGUUGCACUCAGAAAACUUCUUUGUCCUAUAAUACAUUUAAAGAAUCAACUGUGUUACACUGGUAGCCAAUGAGCUGUUGGAAAGGGCAUCUCCUGAACUUGGUACGAGCCUGCUGGGUUCUCAUCUGAGAUUCUCCCGCUUGUCUGAAGUGAACAAACUUCAGUCAACCCGUUUGUUAGAAACAUAAAUGGGACCGUGUGACAAAAGGUAUUCAGCAUGACUCUUGGGUCUGAAACUCAGUAUACCUCUUAGAAAACUGUGAAGUGGUAAAACAGUAUUAUGUGUUCAUUGCACAGACCUUUUCAGGAGCAGGAACUGAGGAAGCCAGCUAGUUAAGGUUAGGUACACAGAAAAGAGUAAUGAGUACUCUAUUAAUCCUCCUGCUUUCGUAUUUUAUUUAGAUUGCAGUCUUCUGUAGCCAUACAUACAUGAUACACAAUUUAAAUGCAAGUGCCCUUUCUUUCCCUGCUCCCCCAGAUACCUGUAGCUCUUCCUACAGCAUAGCAAGCAAGCAAAGCCCACUUUCUGCAAGGGCCACUAGGAAAAUCUAUCAUGUAGUAUCUGUUUAUUGACUUGGAAAAUAUUAGUCAUCUUCCUCCUCAUAAGUAUUUGAAGAAUAUACAAUUUGGUAUAGCAGUUAAGUAAAUUCAUGCUUUUUUAUACAUCAAGACCAAAUCCUGUUGAUAACUGAGUUUUAUGGGAAGACAAAAAUCUUGCUGAGUUCCAGUGGCCUCUAGUCUGUAAUCCUUAUGUUCUGUGUUAAAAGAUUCUAAAAGCCUCCCUUGUAACCAAUAGACUACACUUAGAAUAUCCUAUGGUUUCAUGUUGGAGUAGCAUAAUUGUGAAAACCUGGCAGCUUCUUCUGUUUGUAAAAAACAAGAGAUCUAAAUGAGCCUUCCUAUCCUCAUCCCAGUGCAUCUAACAGAUUUUUCACCCUUAUUUUCUGUUUUCAACCUAACCCUUA
Oxyura jamaicensis (ruddy duck) is the source of this 11052-nucleotide messenger RNA. RefSeq names its product protein tyrosine phosphatase receptor type T (gene PTPRT). Gene Ontology annotation, cellular component: membrane. Gene Ontology annotation, molecular function: protein binding; protein tyrosine phosphatase activity. The record is from RefSeq and is a predicted model, not a curated record. The transcript is spliced from 35 exons. Bases 147 to 4679 code for a protein of 1510 amino acids. Gene Ontology annotation, biological process: protein dephosphorylation. NCBI's taxonomy places the organism in Eukaryota, Metazoa, Chordata, Aves, Anseriformes, Anatidae.